Messenger RNA from Cydia strobilella, 3952 nucleotides. RefSeq names its product gametocyte-specific factor 1-like (gene Gtsf1). The transcript has 4 exons. Lineage: Eukaryota; Metazoa; Arthropoda; Insecta; Lepidoptera; Tortricidae. The record is from RefSeq and is a predicted model, not a curated record. Bases 176 to 634 code for a protein of 152 amino acids.
UCGAAUCGUUCGUUCAAUUCAAUUUUAAUCAGUUUUUUCUUUUGAAAUUCCAAGAUUUCCAAGUUCCAAGUGUUUGGAAUUUCUCGUCAUCUCCAGGAACCAUUAUUAUAUUAUUAUUAGUAUUCUACUCUUUGGUCUUUGCCAGGAACUGCGUCAAAACCUCAACAGGCUCAACAUGUAUUCCACCGUAGUCGUCCCCAAACCUCAUCAAAUGAUGACCUGCCCAUACAACAAGGCACACCAAGUGGAACAUUACCGGAUGCACAUACAUCUUCAAAAGUGCCGCAAGCAAUAUCCGAACAUGCCCAAAGUGUCCUGCCCGUUCGACAGCACGCAUGUGGUCAACGAUGCUGAGCUGGAUUUCCACGUUUCAACAUGCCCAAAGCGGUUCCUCUUCGACACGCAAAAAUUUGUGGUUGAAGACGAGGUGAUGCCGCGUGAGCUGCCGCCAAUACCCGUUGUUCAGACUGAUGAGAAUUGGGAGGAGGAGCCAUGCACAUCCUACAAACCUGACAUGUCCAAGAAAGGGCCUCACAUCAUCACCAAAAUCAAGGGCGCUACGCCCUCUGAACGCCGCCAGGCCAGGAUGGAGGGCGUCAAGAACUAUCGCCCUAUGCCUUCUACCUCAGAGUAAGAUUAACCCAGUUAGGAGCCGUCCGGGGAUCAACCAACAGCAUUACAUCUAUUCUCUGCUUCGCUGGAUUACAGUCAAUGCUAUUGGCAUAGAGAAAUAUAAGUGAGGAAACAGUGAUAAUAAUAAAUUUUAUUAAUCAUUUGAACUAGAUUUUGUCACAAUCAAUCAUCUGAGUUAAGAGUCCCCGGCAAGCUCGGCGCAAUUGCACUUUCCCCAUACAAACGUAGUCCCGCUCUCAUUUUAAAACUACGUGUUGGAUUGUAAUGAAACUGCACAUUCAAUGACAUGAGGUAUAUCUAGGUCUGAAAUUAGUUUAUAUAGCUCCAGUUUAUAAAACCAACGAAAUAGAGCAAAAACAAGUUUUAUAUGAAAAACUUAAAUUCGCUGUAUUUUUUUAACUAUGGUAUCUUAAGCUACAUUAACUAAUUACAGACAUAGAUAUACCUUAUCCUAUUGUAAGUAAAAAGUUUAAGAGCAAUCUAGCUAGUCUUUUUAAAAUGAGAGAGGAACUAUGUUUGUAUGGAGAACCGAGCUUGCCAUGGACCCUUAAUCAUUUAAACUAGAUUUUGUCACAAUCAACCAUCUGAGUUAAUUUGUAUUCAAGGCUGUUUUAUAAAUGAGAUAGACAUGUAAAAAAAACGCGUAGAAAAUUACUGCAGAUUGUUGUUGCUGGUUCGACAGCUAAAUAUGGCACUUUUAGGAGCCAUGUAAUUAAAGUCAAUGUGUUCCCUCUAUAAGGGAACCAGUAAAAAAAUCCGCGUAGACGCGAAUACUACUGGUAAUUAUUGUAUCUGGUUCGACAGCUAAAUAUGGCACUUUUAGGAGCCAUGUAAUUAAAGUAAAUGUGUUCCCUCUAUAAGGGAACCAGUAAAAAAAUCCGCGUAGACGCGAAUACUACUGUAAAUUAUUGUAGCUGGUUCGACAGCUAAAUAUGGACCCUCUAUGUAUAAGGGAACCGUUUACUAGCUCUUUCGUCGCUUUUCACACUUACGUUUUUACACAUUUUUUACUCAAAGAAAUCCUGUAGAACAGAAGGAGUGUAGCUCUUCCUUUCUGACAACAGCGUAUGUAGAGGUAGACCAAGCUAAGUUGGCAGCGAUUUUGAUAGCCCACACGCCAAGUGUUAUUUUAAACUUUAAACUUCUACGAAAUUAUGACGUUAAAACUUGCACCGUCUGGUUUAGCUUUGUCUGACUAUAUACAAAUACGAGUAGUUGUUGCGCUAUGACGGUAAUUCCAGCAAUAAAUUCUAUCACAUUGAGCUUAGUGGAAACUGGAUUGUCGAACUAGCGCCAUCUACUUUAGCUGGCAAAUUAGUGGCUACAAUAAUUUGCACUAAUUCAUACCUUUAACACAUUCACUGCCAGUGACCCGAUAGGCGCUUUUCGCUACAUACGGGUUUUCCCAUGCUAUCAGCUACGCUCGUAGCUCGCUGGCACUGAAUGUGUUAACAUAGUUCUUUAAUUAUGCUAAAAUGUAAGACUGUGCCAUAUCUAGUAAGAUAAAAAAGUAGUUUUUGUUUCCAGUAUUAUUAUUUGUUAUUACUUACAGAAAUUUGAUAUUAUUACUCUUAUAUUUAGUAAAGCUCUAGUGGUGCUAAUUCCCAAUGGGAUUCGCAACUAUCAAAGGUUUUUAUAGAUUGCGCCAGCAUAGGCAUCCACCCAUAAAAAUAGCUAUUUAUGCAACAAGUGCGGAAAUCAUCUUUACGCACGUGUAUCAUACAAUGUUUUACUAUGCAUUGUGCGAGUAAAUAAAAAAACAUAUCAUGGCAAAUAAGUUUAAUUAUUAAAAAAUUGAAAACAAAAAGCACUAGUGCGGAAAAGAGCACUUUUCCGCACUAGUGCGAGAAAGUAGCACCAUAUGUACUGUAAAAAAAAAUUGAAAACAAAAAGCACUAGUGCGGAAAAGUAGUACUUUCCGCAUGAUAUGGCUCCGUAGGAAACGCACUGAGCACAUGCAUUGUAAACAAGUAUUUGACACUAUUUGUAGGAUUGACAGGUAAAACCUAUGCCGGCGCCAUCUGUUAAAUACUUCCACCGGCCAGCCCCAUUGUUAUAUAUAAACCUUAAAAUAACCUCGUUAUGUUUAGAAUUUGGAUACCUUAUUAGACGAAUUUAAAAAAAAAAAUAUGUUAUCACAUAAAUGUACAGAUUACUUAAUGUAUGAUAUGUACAUUCUGGCAAAAAAGAGUAGAAAUUAAAAAGUGGCAACACUGUAGCGUCGUCCCUUUCAAAUCAAUCUAAGAAAAACGGGACGACACUACAGUGUUGCCACUUUUUUAAUUUCUACCCUUUUUUGCCAGACUGUACAGAAGGCGUAAAAAAGCGCCCUAAAUGCCACUUUUCUCAAAGAUUAACUCUUCUACAAUAAAUAACUCUUUGCCACUGGUGGUAACAAAUUGAUGUGAGAACGCCAAACUUAUUUUUGUUUUUGUUUUUAUGCAAUCAAUAUUUUUAUUUUAACCCGUUAAUUGUGAAACGACGCCAUAUUUGUCGUUUGACAUGAGAAUUUUCUGUUCUUCCGACAGUCUUUGGCGGUCAAAAGUGUUGUCGUUGUAAUUUGAACCUUCUGCAAAUAUAAUAAAGUCGCAUUUUCGAACUUCCACUUUUAGAAGUAUGUGAUAUUUACCUACUUGGUUUAUAAUAAAAGGUCCUAAAAGAAAACUCUUAUGUAAGGAAAAUUAUAUUGUUAAGUUGACUACAAAUUGUUUCUAGAUAGUUAAUUAUAAUCUACUAAAUAUUUACAUACAAGAUAUAUACAGUGGUACUACGUAAACGAAAUUAAUAACUAGCUUAAAUCUAAAAUAGGCCCUUGAGGCAUUGUACCAAGGAUGCUGGCGGCAUUUCCUCGUUGUAUCGCAAUGCUGAUACGAUGUGCGAGAAAGCCGCCAGCUCUUCGGUCACCAGUUACGUCAACCAGACGCUUCGCGAUUUCUGCAAACAACUUGUGCGCGCUGGGACCCCAUGGAUCUAGUUUCAACUCCAAUAGUUAAUUAGUUAUGUUUAGUUUUGUGAACAAUUACGUCAUGAAAGGGUUAUUUAGUUAUUUUGUUUUGAUCUGUCUACUAAAUUGUAUUAGGUAUGAUGUUAAUACAAGUUAGGAAGGUAGAGUUAGGCCAAGCGAAGUUUUGAUAGCACAGACUGUGCAAGUAUUUUCAAAAUCUGUGCUAUCAAAUUCGCUUGGUCUAACUCUACCUCCCUUAUGUGUAGUGAUACACAUUUUAUUAAAUAUAAUUGUGUUUACCUACAAGAAAGUGCCAUAAUGUAAAAUGUUUGCUAUUUGUGAUCAGAAUAUUUGUGGUUAUAAAUAAACAACUUG